CCGGCGCCAGUUUAGUCACACGGCUGCCAAAAACGAGCCCACCGGUUCCCCAGGCUUGUGACAAAAUCGUUGCUUGCAUCUUUAUCUUUUGUGCGCGUUCGCGCAUUUCCUCGAGGCGCGCACAGGAUGGAAGUGCGCGCGCGCUUGGCACGGAGCCGCGCACUCCAGCCCAUACCCGUAGUAAAGCAAAGCUCCAAACUAGACAUGGCGGCGGAUCCUCAGCCGGACUGGCUCUCCUGCCUUCCCUCUUCUUGGAGUUAUGGGGUGACUCGGGAUGGACGCAUAUUCUUCAUUAACGAAGAAGCAAAGAGUACAACCUGGUUGCAUCCAGUCACAGGAGAAGCUGUCAUCACGGGGCACAGAAAAACCCCAGAUUUACCAACAGGAUGGGAGGAAGGAUAUACAUUUGAGGGAGCUCGCUGCUUCAUCAACCACAAUGAGCGAAAGGUGACCUGUAAGCACCCGGUGUCAGGGUUCCCCUCACAAGACAACUGCAUCUUUGUGGUUAAUGAACAUGUGAAUUGUGGAAAGUUUGUCCACCCUGAGAAACCUGUAGAGGCUGUCACCAGAUCGGCUCCCAAGUCUUCGUCGGAACAGGGAAGCAGCAGUGACAAGAAGGAGCGUCCUAUGAGUACCAUGAGUGAAGCGUCAAACUACACGGGUGGCUCCGAUUACAGCACCUUCACUGGCAGCCCAGCCACCACAGUCACUACUGCCAUUACCACUUCCACCUCAUCUACACGGCCUUCUAGGUCUUCCAGAAAAGUCCACAACUUUGGCAAGAGGUCCAAUUCAAUCAAGAGAAACCCCAAUGCCCCAGUGGUGAAGAGCAGCUGGCUUUACAAACAGGACAGUACAGGCAUGAAGCUGUGGAAGAAGAGGUGGUUCGUUCUGUCUGACAUGUGCCUCUUCUACUACCGUGAUGAAAAAGAGGAUAGCAUCCUAGGAAGCAUCCUGUUGCCCAGUUUUCACAUAUCUAUGUUGUCGGUGGAUGACCACAUCAGCAGGAAAUAUGCCUUCAAGGCCACUCACCCCAACAUGCGGACAUAUUACUUCUGCACUGACGCAGCCAAAGAGAUGGAGUCCUGGAUGAAAGUCAUGACAGAUGCUGCUCUCGUCCACACUGAACCAGUCAGAAGAGCGGACAAGUUGAAAGGGGACCAGCGGAGACCUCAAGAGCUGAACAACCUGCUGAACCACAGAGUCCUCACACGGCCCGAGAUCCAGAACAACGAACGCAAUCGAGAACCAGCGUGUCAACAUUCACUGUCGCAGGUCGACGACAAAUGGCAAAAAGAUGUUGUGAAACACAAUGACCAGAGGGAGCAAGAGUACUACACCUUACAGAGGGAGGGAGAAAGGUACUCUCUGAAGAAAGAGGGCGUGAGCUACAUGCUGCAGAAGGAUGGAGACCGGUAUCUCCUGCACAAGGAUGGAGAGAAGUACCUCCUGAGAAAGAAUGGGGAGAAAUACUCGCUGCAGAAAGAUGAAAAAGUGUACACCAUUCACAGAGAUCUGGAGAAGUGCGGCGUUCGUAAGACGGACGAUAAGCACGGGGUGACACCGGCAGAGGAAAAAUAUGCACCCUCCAAAGAUGGGGAGAAGUGUCUGCUCGCGAAAGACGGAGAAAAAUACGCGCUGCAGAAAGUAGGCGAUCGACACACACUCCAGAAAGAUGGAAAAAAGUGCCUCUCUCAAAAGGAGGUCAAGAGACAGCUGUCAUUAAAGGAAACUGAAAGGUUCAGCACAAUGAGGGAGAAGGAUAAUAAAUAUGGCACUAUACAAGUUAUGGACAAAUACAGCACUAUGAAAGAAAUUAAGAGAUACAGCUCGUUUCGAGAGGGGGAUAAAUACGCGACUCUGAGGGACGCAGAGAAAUAUGCUACGGUUUGUGAUGGGGAUAAAUACGGCUUUCAGAGAGAUCCGAGCACCGACAGGGCUCUGACUAAAAUCAACAGCAUCAAGCUACAACCAGCCCAAGCUGCCGCCAUCGCAGCUGCAGUGUCUGCGUCUCGUCAAAACCAGGCCAACAUCAGCGCCCAGAAACCUGCACAGGUCAGUGGCUCAGGGUGUGGAACAGGGGAGCAGCAAAGGGACUGCAGCCCCACAGAGGUGGAUGGCAACCUGGUCAGGGUUCCCGUAAAGUCUCCAGCUCCAGUCCAGGAGCCAGAAAAGGGUUUGUCCAGGACCAACUCCAUUCAGCAGCUGGAGCACUGGGUCCAUCCGCAAAGGAGAGGACUGGACAAUAACUCAAAGAGUGUUACAUCGUACCAGACUUUACCAAGAAACAUGCCCAGCCACCGUACUCAGAUUGUACCCCGCUACCCUCAGGGGUACCGCACGCUGCCCCGCAACAGCAUGAUGAGGCCUGAAAGCAUUUGCAGUGUGGCAGGCUCGGUAUAUGACCGGGCCCUCCAUCCAGCCUCCACGUCUGCUGUUAGCACAACAGAGAAGAGAAAAUCAAUGAGGGAUGACACAAUGUGGCAGCUCUAUGAGUGGCAGCAAAGGCAGGCCUUCUCCAGGCAAAGUCUGGCUCAGCCACCAGGUGUGGGUCAUUAUGGCACACUGCCCAGCAUUAAGACCAUGGGCAACAUCUCCCAACAUGCCAUGGCACACUCCAUUCCCACUUCCCCAUCUCAUGGCUCUCUGGCUCUGUACAGCACAUUCUCCCCUUCUCGUCAGCAGGUUGCUCAAAAUCAUAGUAGCUCCCACUCUGAGGUUUCUUCGCCCAUAUUGAGGGGGGAUGUGACUCUUGACCGCCGGCACAGGACACACCUUGCGAAGUACGGAUACACACCUGAUCGACGAUCCAUUGCAGUUGGCAUCCCAUCUCAGACUAUCACUCCACAGUCUCUGCAAGGCAAGACGCCGGAGGAGCUGACACUGCUGCUCAUCAAGCUUCGCCGGCAGCAGGCGGAGCUCAACAGCCUGCGGGAACACACAGUAGCUCAGCUAAUGGCCGUUGGUAUGGAAGGGCACAACGCAAAGACUGAUGUUCUCUUCCAUCAUCUCCAGAGGAACCUUAUAUACCUGGAAAGUCAGACGAAGGAGAAUGAGCCUCUAAUCUUCAUGAUUCACACUAUGAUUGAGAACUCUGCACCAAGGCCACAACUCUACCAGCAAACGAGUUCAGAUGACUACAAAGACAGCUCCUUCAUCCAGCGCCCAGAGGAGGCUGACAUAGAUACCAAGCUGAGCAGACUGUGUGAGCAGGACAAAGCAGUGAGGAUGCAGGAGGAGAAACUGCAGCAGCUACACAGAGAGAAGCACACUCUGGAGACAGCGCUGCUGUCUGCCAGUCAGGAGCUGAGUGAACAGAGUGACUCAAAUGCUGCAGCCACACAGAGCCUGGUCCAACAGAGAGACGUGCUGCAAAAUGGCCUGCUCAGCACCUGCAGGGAGCUGUCCCGAGUCAGCACUGAGCUAGAGUGCUCCUGGAGGGAGUACGACCUACUGGAAGCAGAUGUUACUCUGGCCAAAUCCAACCUACUGGAACAGCUGGAGGCCCUGGGCAGCCCACAGACAGAGCCUCCAAGUCAGCGGCACAUUCAGAUCCAGAAAGAGCUGUGGAGGAUCCAGGAUGUGAUGGAGGCGCUGUCCAAGAACAAACCCCAGCGGAGCACAAAUAGAAUAGGUUUUCUUGGUUCAAAGCCGCUCUCCAUUCAGCAGAAGAAUGAGCAAGCUCCAGAUUACCGGCUAUAUAAGAGCGAGCCCGAGCUGACCACGGUGAACGAGGAAGUGGACGAGGCCAAUGGUGAAGAGAAGGACAAGGCUGAGACUGAAAGUAAAGACAGCGCAUCAUCCAAAGUGUCCCCGUACCGAGUGGGUGUCAUCCCCCCCAGGACCAAAUCCCCAAUGAGCCCUGCCGAGUCCUCCACUAUUGCCUCCUACGUUACCCUGAGGAAGACCAAGAAACCUGAAUCCAGAUCUGAUCGUCCCAAAAGUGCAGUGGCUCAAAUAGGAUUUGGGGAGAGAGAGGUGGGCAGAACAAAGAUGAGUGUAGAGGAGCAGCUGGAGCGACUAAGAAGAAAUCAGGAGGCCUUGACGCUCCGUGAGAAAAAGAAAGAAACCCCAACACGGUCACCGUCCUUCAGCAAAGACAAUCCAUUUCUUAUUCUGCAGAGUCAUAUCCCAGCAGGGAUUGGAGCCGGUGCAGACCCUUUGGAGCUGGAGGCUGCACUGCAGCAGCUGAAGGUGGAGCACAAGGAGCAGAGCAGAGCUUCUGUUGACGCUGCAGGAAACUGCACAGAAAGAACGCUGACUGUUGCAAAGGAGAUGGACACAGCAGAGGAGGUGAAAAAUGGCAAAUGUGAGGAAGUAAAGCAAGACGGGAACACGGGCCUGAAGAGUGUGGAAGAGCCACAGGUUACGAUGGGCAGAUUAGAACAUGAGCUGUGUGAGAGUCAAAAGGUGGUGAUCCUGGACUUGGGCACGAAGCCUCAGCGGGUGGAGAUUGUGAACCUUGAGCCCUUUGAGGAUGAUGAAAGCCAAGAGCAAGAUCUGACCAGCUCACCUACAAAUGCCACCACUGAAAACAGCUUCCAGAUUGUUGAGCCUGAGACUCCAAGCCCUGAGCCCGAGGUCGAAGAGAUGACACAACCGUCGAGGGGAGAUAAGAACCUCGGGAAGAGCUUGGAUUCAUACAACCAGCUGACAGCAGACAACAAAAAACACAACAGUAUUUUGGCAUCACAGACGUUCACUUCGGUGAGCAGUGACACGUGAGCAAUGGCGGCCUGGACAUCCUCACUGGCGUCCCAUUGAGCUCGAAUGUAGCCAGCCUGCACAGAGCAUGCUCCAUGGCUUCCUGCAUUUACAACAAAAUCUGUUGGCACUAGUGUUACGUGCCAAUACAGAGAUGGAGACUGAGAGGAUGAUGAUUCAGACUGACCGACACCUAGACGACCAGCCAUCAUAUUCAAAGAGGCAGAUAUUCUGUAUCUUUAGCGCUCAUUUGAUCUGCCAGCACAUACUCUGUCCUUAAGCAAAACACAUUCUGUGGAGAUGUCAGCAUAUUCUAGGACUGUAAAAUGGUUUAGUUUAAAAAUGAUGUGGUUUAACUACAAAAUGCCUGAAUAAGCCCAGAAAUUGAUCACUGUAGUGUUACAAUAAAGCUUUGUUCAGCGUUCGAACAGCUGUGAUAAUAUGAUUAAAAGCAAAAUGCAAUUCCAACUCCAAAGUUAAAGUACAAGUUAUUAAAUGUUUAAAGAUUAACUUUGAUUGAAUUCAGUUUUAUUUACAUUCCACCAAAUCACAACAGUCACCUCAUGUACUGUAUAUAGGAAAGUAAGGACCGUAUAAUAAUAAAAGAGAGACAACCACAAAAAUCAAGUGAGCCCCUUUGAGCAAGCACUUGGCGACAGCGGAAAGGAAAAACUCCCCUUUAACAGGAACAAACUUCCAGCAGAACCAGUAUCAGGGAGUUACAGCCAUUUGCCUCGACUGGUUGGUGAUGGGAGGAAGACGGGAUAAAGAGAGCCAGAGAUAAUAAUUAUUACUAAGGAUUAAAUGCAGAGAGGUGUAUAAACACAGAGUGAAGAAAAAAACCUUCACUCUCUACACUUUUCAGAAAGUUUAAGGAGUGUUAAAAUACAGGAGCAAACCUGGUCUCAGUUGUUAAUAAUGUUUCCCGCAUCAAAUUCAGUAUAUUGAAUAAGGCUUUAACCUCCUAAGACCCAAACUCUUCCACGGCAUGCAUUUUUAAUUUCUCUUUGAUAUUUGGUCACAUUGGGAUCCGAUGAAUGUAAAAAUAAAGAAUUGCCAGAUUUUUUUUUUUUUUUACCUGAUUUUUGUUUCUAAGAAAAAUUAGAUCCACAUAUGAGGAUAUUCGUUUAUAAUUUCAAUAGAACAGUAGCAGUAUAAUGUCCUCGCAAGUGGAUAUCAGGCCCUUGUAAAGCAAAAUUGAAUAUUUUGGUCUAAAUGACCCAAAAUGUGAUGUCCACAUAUGUGGACGCCAGGUCCUAGGAGGUUAAAUAAUCAAACAAGUCAAAUUACAUUUUACACAGUGUCCCUGCUUUUUUGGGAAUGUGUUGUAAACAGGGAGGAGUUAACCAGCAACCAGGUGACCAAACUUUAGUAUCCUGCGGUUAUCAUAGCUAAUACCUCAAUAGCAAACAAGAUGAAAGGGAAAGGUUUCCUCUUUAAGGGCCUUUUCCAGGCAGGAUGUAGCCACUGCUCUGGUGUAGAUACUUCUGAGUAGCCCUGAAACACAGAGUGGAGCCUGAUGCUGACUGGAAAGGAUUUAGACCUCACAGGAGACGGAUAGUGUCCAGUCACUGCAGGAUGGUGUCUAUGCUGUUUUAUGGACCAUGUAAUUUAGUUAGCUUCAUAAAAUUUGGAUGGUUUACUGAUAAUGGCUUUGUAAUCUGUGGCACAUAAGCAAUCCAAAGCAUUUCCAUGAUCCAAAGGCCCACAUAUAGCAGAGUAACAAAACCGUUCAUCUUGUAAAUGGAAAUUAUGAUAUGUGGCUCCUUCCUAACCUCAGGACAAAUGGCCAGUCCUAACGUAAAGUGUUUGUAAAUGUCUUUGGAAAUAGCUGCAUAAAUCCCUCUAAUCUAGACUCAGACAGAUGUGGUGUAAGGGGGUGAUGGAGAAACCAGUGGACUGUUCUGUUUAGUCUGAGGUUGGCACUAACCUGAUGACCCAAGUGAAGGUUUUCAAGUAUCUGAAGGGUGUACUCCUGAGUGAGGGGAAACUAAGCUGACAGGCAGAUUGGACUGGACAUUCAGUUGAAGGGUUAAGCCUUUAAUUUAGUCAUGAGUUUUGACAUCAAGCCCAUCCAUAUAUAUAAAUAGUUUAUUUGGCUGAGUUCAGGUGACGUGAUAUUUUGCAGUUGCUCACUGUAUUGUGCCUUUUCGUGUUCAUUCGUGUUUCGGAGCGAGAGGCAGUGGAACAUUUGACCCCAUUUACCAACCCGGUGAUGUUCAAAUCUUCGCCUAUGCCUCAACCUUCUGAAACAUAAACUCAGAUUAUUCACUUUAACCAUUUUUUAAAGAUUAUACCACUUAUCUGGUAAAGGUGAAAAGAAAAAAAUCUGAAAACCUAAUCUUUUCCUCCCAUUUGUUAUGCUACAGCCAUGUGCUGCCACUAAGGGAGCGUGUUGUUUUUCUCCAAAACACCAUGUAGGAAUAUUUCUGGGCAGGCAAGAAUCCGAGCUAAACCAUUGUACAGUCUCAGUUUUAUGUGUGACUUGUUUUGGAUAUAAUGUAGCCUCAUAAAACUGUGUUGCCAAAUACAUACACAUGUACAGAGCUUUUGAUACCUUACUAAGUGCUAAAGUCAUCCUAACAUAACUAUUAAAAUAACAGUUAUCUAUAGUUCUGGUGGAUGGGAUAUUAGCUGUCCUGAGUUGCUAGAGAUGAGUGUACAGCUGUAUAUAUGAGCAUCUGAGAAGCCUCAUCACAGAUGGCACGGCACCAAACGACACAGACGCAGUACUUUACUUUAACCCCAAGUGGCCGCUAAUCUUUAACCUGCUUGGAUCUGGAUCCUUUGGUUGAUUUCAAACUGAAGGGAUCCCAUUUCACAUCUUUUACACCUGCAAAAUAACAGAUUUGCCUUCAUUUUAAUAUAAGUAUAUCCAUAUAUGCAUAUAAAGCUGUUUUUUUUAUUUUUUAUUUCAACAAGGUGCCACAUCAUGCUGCUGUUUUUUUUCUUUUUUUUACAGAUUAAAGUAUGAAUUUAGGAUUAUUUAUGUUGAGCAGAUGGUUUGAAUACCCUGACGUGCUUGCAAAGCCACACAUAAUAUGCGAAUGAGUUGAAUUUGAAGUCUGCUUUCUCACUUUGUGUCUCUCUUUGUUUUUCCUCACUUUGGUUUGUAUCAGUUAGUAAAUACGCAUAAAAAGGAUCCUUAGUUCGACUCUGUCCUAGGUGGUGGAAACUCAGAAAAUGGCACAUGUACAAAGCAAUAAAUAGGUCUUUGAAGCCCCAGGACAUUAAAAAAAUUAAGAGAUAAAUAAACUGUAAAAAAAAAUUAAGACAAGAUAGAAAAAUGUAUGUACACAGUGAAAAAAGAAGAGUGAAUAUUAUAACUAUAAGAAAUUAUUAUUAAUAUUAGAGUCAAUAUGCAAAACAUAUCUCAUCUGUUUUAUAUCAUGUGAAAUAAAUGUUGAUGUUCUUAAAA
This is a messenger RNA of Oreochromis aureus, 8122 nucleotides long. Its product is annotated as pleckstrin homology domain-containing family A member 5-like. The record is from RefSeq and is a predicted model, not a curated record. Lineage: Eukaryota; Metazoa; Chordata; Actinopteri; Cichliformes; Cichlidae. Gene Ontology annotation, molecular function: phosphatidylinositol-3,5-bisphosphate binding; phosphatidylinositol-3-phosphate binding; phosphatidylinositol-5-phosphate binding. Gene Ontology annotation, cellular component: cytosol. The transcript is spliced from 31 exons. Bases 127 to 4725 code for a protein of 1532 amino acids.